This is a messenger RNA of Stegodyphus dumicola, 926 nucleotides long. RefSeq names its product alpha-tocopherol transfer protein-like. Gene Ontology annotation, molecular function: phosphatidylinositol bisphosphate binding. NCBI's taxonomy places the organism in Eukaryota, Metazoa, Arthropoda, Arachnida, Araneae, Eresidae. The record is from RefSeq and is a predicted model, not a curated record. Gene Ontology annotation, cellular component: membrane.
UUCAACAUCUGACACAAGAGAUGGAAGAAAAGACCUAUAUGGAACUUGGAGAGACACCUCAAAUCAAGGAGAAAGCUUUAGAAGAGCUGAAAAGACUGAUUAGACAAGAGCCUCGUUUCGAACCUCUGAUGGACGAUAUAUUUCUGUUAGCAUUUCUCAGGCACAAGAAGUACGACGUUAAAAACGCAUUUAAAAUCCUAUGCAACUUCUAUGCGAUGAAGAAAAAGUAUUUCAGAAUACUCACGGAUUUCAAGCCUUCAGAAUUGAAUUAUGUCCUGGAGAAAAAUCAGUUGACAGUACAACCAUUUAGAUGUCCUGAUGGCUGCAGCAUUGGAAUUUGGAGAAUAGGUCAUCAUAACUUCGAGACUACUACACUGGAAGAUUUGACAGCCACACUUAUGACGAUGGGUUUAAUGUUAAUUCGCAUAGAAGCUUCUCAAGUAUGUGGUUUAGUUAUGAUUUGGGACUGGAAAAGCCUAUCUUUUCAGGAGUUCAACAAAAUUUCUCUUCAUCGUGCAGCCCACUAUGCAUAUGAUAUUCUGGUGUUCGUGCAUAGGAGUGAUUUAACGGAACUCCACAAACAUGUGCCACCUGAACUGCUUCCAGAGGAACUAGGAGGAACGUUAGGACCUCUAAACAAUCAAGACUAUAUGGAAUAUUUUCUUAAUCAGGAAGAUUAUAUUGAACAGAUAAACAACAGUGGAAUUAAAUGAAUUUAUCUUCUAACUGGACAAAGUUACUUUCAUGCAUGUAGAAGGAAAAAGGAAUUAUUUCAUGUGAUAUCUACAGACUGAAAUCCCUAGAUGAAGCUUAUAUGUAUUAUUUAUUUUUAUAUAUUAGACAUAAAAAUCGCAUUAGUGUAGUCAUUAAGCAAUCAGAUUGUAUUUGAAAUAAUGUUGCAAGAUGUUCUGAAGGUUGAUUGCAAC